Messenger RNA from Miscanthus lutarioriparius, 981 nucleotides. NCBI's taxonomy places the organism in Eukaryota, Viridiplantae, Streptophyta, Magnoliopsida, Poales, Poaceae. The record is from the annotation of a GenBank genome assembly.
AUGGGCAUUUUUCUUGCGAUUCUCUCAUGUACGAUGCUUCGAUUGCCAGUGUCUGCUGGAAAUGAUUUGAAUUCUAUUGAUUCUGACAUCUUGAAAGAGAACGAGCUGGGAAAUGUUGAACUAUUAGAACUUGAAAGACGAGAGCUUAUUGGUGAAAUACUCCGUUUAAAUCCAGGAUAUAAGACGCCUGAGAACUACAAACCAGUGCUUAAGGAGUCAAAAGUCCCUCUUCCGGCAGAAGCACAUCCAGGACAUAAUAUUAUUGGAGUUCUUCUAGGACCUGAAAGCAAUACCCAGAAGCGACUGCAUGAAGUAUGGAAACUGGAGCUGUCAUUCGAGUAUAUGGGACUAAGAAAAUCAAUGGAGAAAAGAGUGAGAUUCGGUCAUCAAGACAUAAAUGAAGUACAAGAUGCUUAUGAAGACCUAUACAUCAAUGUAUCGGCUGACUCUUAUGAUAAAGUAGAUGCUGCAGUUGUGUUGAUUGAGCUGCUUCUUGCUCCUGUUUCUGUGAAGUCAACAGCUACUUCAACAACUACUGCUGUUCCUUCAGCAGUUACCUCCAAGGAUGCAGUUUCAGCAAAUGUGCAACUGGUCAACCUCCUCCACAUGAAUAGCAUGCCAAGAAAUCCAUUUCCUGUUCCUGGGCCUCAGCAAUCAACACCAAGCAAUCAACAACAUCCACCUCAAUUUCGAGCUAAUAACUCCUCAAUUGGGCCUUCUUUUGGUCAUCCGCCUGGUAUUAGGCCUCUGCAAGCUUCACCAACUUUUUAUGGCAGUGGAGACGACCCUAUUUCUGUCUCUCCUGUCGGUGCAACUCCACCACAAGGUCCCAUUGCAUUGACACCAUCAAAUAUGCCCACCAUGUACGCAGCCAGCAUCCACCAGUACCAAAUUUCACUGGUUCAGCACCAUUGGUUUCCAGGCCUCCUGGCGGAGCUCAGUCUUUUCCCACAGCUGCGCCUCAAGGUCCUUCCUCAGUAG